Coprinopsis cinerea okayama7#130 is the source of this 951-nucleotide messenger RNA. RefSeq lists its product as hypothetical. Bases 1 to 951 code for a protein of 316 amino acids. The record is from RefSeq and is a predicted model, not a curated record. Lineage: Eukaryota; Fungi; Basidiomycota; Agaricomycetes; Agaricales; Psathyrellaceae. The transcript has 7 exons.
AUGGAUCCAAGCAACGACUUGGCAAAACUAGCCACAUGUACCACUUGUCAAUUCAAGGAAAACAAGUCGAAUUACUGGACCGCCGUCCUCUUCUUCAAGCACGAGAACGGCAGCUUCAUCCGCGUCCCACAAAUGGCGAACUUUGGAACUGGAUCACCCAAUGGCGGUAUGACUGUCUAUUACGUUCAGAAUGAACCCAAAGGAUUCCGAAUGAUUACUGGUAACCCGAUGCUUCGCAGUAAGGAUACCAAGAACCCUCCCAAAGUCACCAGUUUCCGCUGCUUUGGUCCCAACUGGCAAGACGACAACAGUAGUCAGCCUCCAGGAGGCGGGAGCGACACUGUCGAGCUCCCCAACAAACCAUGCGCUGGCGGCAUUCGCGCUAAUACCAAUUUCCCCCAAUGCUGGGAUGGGAAGAACCUCGAUAGCCCGGAUCACGCCAGCCACAUUGUUCAUCCAGCCGAACCAAUCGAUCCCAACACAGGUUUGAGCUUCUAUCGAGGCAAGUGCCCUGAGAGCCACCCGGUCCGGAUGCCCCUCCUCCUCUUCGAGACUAUCUGGGAUACCCGCCAGUUCAACAAUAUGUGGCCGACGGACGGUACCCAGCCGUUUGUUUACAGCAUGGGUGAUCCGACUGGAUACGGACAUCAUGGCGAUUAUGUCUUCGGAUGGGAGGACGACGCUUUACAAAGGGCCAUGGAUACUUGCACGGAAUUCAAUGGCGUCCCUUCGUACUGCAAGACUCUAACCGUCCAGCCCGAUUCGGAGAUUAACAAAUGCACCCUCAAGCCUGUCCUCGAGGAGCAAAUCGAUGGAUACAUGGAGAAACUUCCUGGAUGCAACCCGCUUCAAGACGGACCACAGGAUGCCACGAUGGCCGAUUGUGGUCCGACACCUACCCCUGCUGGGAUCGCAGCCGGUCGACCUCCCCCAGCGCCUACUCUGCUCUGA